Molecule: messenger RNA, 873 nt
Organism: Striga asiatica
Lineage: Eukaryota; Viridiplantae; Streptophyta; Magnoliopsida; Lamiales; Orobanchaceae
Source: the annotation of a GenBank genome assembly
AGUAAUAAUUUAGUUGGAGAUGGUGAAGAAGUGGAUGGGAUCAAAAUCAAGACAUUUGCUGUGGCCGAGGGGAAAAAAGUCAAUACGUACCCCAGCCAAGAUGCUCUUGCUGAGUUCCCCAUGCUCUCUAUAGCGGGCAACAUCACAGUGGUGGAGAGCCAUUACAAGUUUAGGUUCCCUCGUUCUUCUCCUUAUCCCUGCCGUCAAAGUGCAAAACGUGUACUUGCCCCCCAGCUUAUUGCCAUCGAGAAGCCACACAGAAUCAGGAGCCGACUGGCGGAAAUCGGGUGCCCAUGGCCCCAGCACAAGGUCCAAACAUUCAUCUCUCCUCUUCAGAUCGUAAAUGUGAGAGGGCGUCACGCACAGCGUUUUCUCAAUCACAAGAAAACUGCCGAAGCUCCUCCGCAUGAAAACCGAGUCGGCCCCCAAAUAGUGGCCCAGCCUCCGCCAGCCCCUAUCAAUAGUGUCGAGACGGAGACAGAAGACGUUUCUCCUGGCCGUCUGUAUGAAGAAAGUAGUCUCAUCCACGAAAGCAAAGUCCAUGAUGUGGGCCCAAGCAUGGCUCGCAUCAAAGUAGUCGUGGUGGAUUCCCGGGAGCAGAACCCAGUUGAGGGAUCGUACAGCUCGAAACUGUUGCCUCCGGCUACCCGUGUGUCUUCAUCGAAUUCCAUGAGUUUGGAGAAGACGAGGAUCUUUGUGCCGUCGGGUGUGGGGAUGGCGUGGAGGACGAGCUUUGGGUGGCGCUGGCGGCGCACGGGGGUGAGGUCGGCCGCCCCCAGCUCCACGGUGGUGGUGGGCCGCCGCCGCCCAGAGGCGAGGUGCGGGGACAGGUCAAGCCUGUAUGCUGACGUGGAGGGUUCGUGUUCAAACAGA